GCUCUAUCCUAGAACACUUGAUCGAAUCCGGACACCAAGCAAACCUACAAAGCAACUUCUCAGUUAUCUACACAAUACGUGGGAAUCUUGCCAAAAGAGUACGAAUUAAACUUCUUCAAACUGCAGAAGCAAUGGCAAUUCACAUAUUGAAUCCUGAACUCUGCACACAAAAGAACUUUGUUCAGUCACUAAAUCUACAAUGGUCCUGAUCUAUCUCAACACCAAAUACGUAAUUUUGUCUUACCUCUUUCUUCUUUGUUUGUCUGUUUCUUAAUUGCAUUAUUUUCUACCCCCACCCUCUAUUAAAUCUCUACCCUCACGACGACUGUUGCUAACUCCAUUUUCGUUUAUUUUUAAGUGAAUUCUACUCAGCUUAUCAACUUAACUCUCAUCCAUUUUCAAGUGAAUUCUACUCAGACUAUUAACUUGACUCUCAUUCAUUUUUCAUUGAACCCUAGCAAUUAGAUUACGUCACCCAACCUACUUUUGUAACUUUAUUUUAGUUUCUAACCGAUUAACGCCUUCUAAAUUACGACCAUUGUAGAUUUAGUGACUGAACAAACUUCUUUUGUGUGCAGAGUUCAGGAUUCAAUAUGUGAAUUGCCAUUGCUUCUGCAGUUUGAAGAAGUUUAAUUCGUACUCUUUUGGCAAGAUUCCCACGUAUUGUGUAGAUAACUGAGAAGUUGCUUUGUGGGUUUGCUUGGUGUCCGGAUUCGAUCAAGUGUUCUAGGAUAGAGCUGUGGCGGGGGGAUCUUCUUUCUCCUUUAUAAAACCAUGAAGGUAAGUGUUCACUGAUUCGUUUGGAUAGCAAACGCUGGGUACGGCCGAUAUACCUAGCUCCACAUGAGCAGGUGAAUUGGUAGAUGCACAUUGAUGAGGCCCCCAGUGGAAGCUUGUCCUUCACGUUCGUGCGAAUCAUUGGUUUCGUAGAGAAAUAAAUUCGUCGAAAAAGAGUCUCUUCGCUGCAUCACUUGUUCUGAUUUUCUAUAUGUUACAAUGGGAAUUUUCCAUGAAUUAAAAAAGACGCAGAAAUGUUGGUGUAUCAUUUGAACAUUGUUUUUAUUUAUUAUUAUUAUUAUCGUUACUUUGUUCUUAUCUUAAGUUUUUGUAAGACUAGUAGUUUCCAUUUAAAAUUCCCUUAUCUAUGUGUAUUUUUUGUUUUAGUGUUUUGGUCUAUAAACCGCCUGGGUCUCCUGAUGGCAUAACAUUAACAACUGAAGAUAUUUCGUGCCUUUCACCUGGAGGUCUUUUAAACGACUCAAUAAUCAACUUUUAUUUGAAAUAUUUGUACUUUGAGAAACUGACAAAGUAUCAGAGGCAUGUUACUCACCUGUUCAAUGUGUUUUUCUAUACUCGAUUGACAUGCGAUUAUCCAUCGUCUACGACAAACAGAGAAGAAGUAAUUCGUGCUCGACACGCUGGUGUCGCUCGGUGGACACGUCGAGAUGACGUUUUCAGUAAGGAUUUUAUCAUUAUUCCAAUUAAUGAGAAAAUUCACUGGAUUGUUGGUAUUGUUUGCUAUCCUUGGAUGGUGGGAAUGCCCAAGGAUGUGCAUGCGGAUGAAGUUGUUGGCCAGUGCCCAUUGAUGGAAGAAUUUUCUGACGUCGAAUAUAUUAAAUUUCCUCAAAGUUUAGAUUUAUCCACUAUUUAUGAAGAAUCGGUGCACAGAAUUCCUAUAGAUGUUCAACGUGAAGCAUUUAAUCGUUGGAGACGAAGACGUUUAGCCUGGCUCCGGAAGAAUGGUUACAAUCCGAAGUACGUGAUUUGUCUUCUUAUGUUGUCUGUACCUGUUCAUUUUGUAGAGAAGUGACAAAUCAAUCUGUUCUAUUGUUGAACACAGUCAUGACAAAUUCUGAUUUUCUUUUACUUUAAAACAUGAAAAUAAUUGAAUGGGUGUGUGUGUGUGCAUGUGUGAUAAUGCAUUUAUUUAUUUAUU
Messenger RNA from Trichobilharzia szidati, 1936 nucleotides. The record is from the annotation of a GenBank genome assembly. Lineage: Eukaryota; Metazoa; Platyhelminthes; Trematoda; Strigeidida; Schistosomatidae.